Poecilia reticulata (guppy) is the source of this 1668-nucleotide messenger RNA. The record is from RefSeq and is a predicted model, not a curated record. Lineage: Eukaryota; Metazoa; Chordata; Actinopteri; Cyprinodontiformes; Poeciliidae.
GACUUCUCUGGAAAAAAAAGACAACAUAUUUUUUAAUCUCAGAUUAUUUUAUUAAGCUUUACAUUAAAACUUGAUGCUCAUUGUUGAUUUUAGCUGUUCUCUAUAUAAUAAUGGAUUAAAAUAAUACAGACAGAGAAAACACAUGACUUACUGAACAAAAGGUCGCAGAGAAAGAAACUUUCUAUUCUUCAUAAAUGAUCUUUUCAUAAUGUCAGUUACUUUCAACACAUUAUUCAUAAUAACAUCUGCAGCGUUGGCCCUCCAUCAUCAUCAUUUUAAUCUCAGCUGCCUUCCUCUUAUUCCUCCAUAUGGAGGUAAAAGUUGGUUGACUUGUAAUUUUAUUUAUUUUUCGUGAUGGGGAAGAAAAGCCGAGAUGCCCUUUACGCAUAAACACACUUUUAUUGUGAAAACGUGAGUCUUAUUUUGUCAGCCGGAAGUGAUGUCACCGUCAACAAACCGAUUCACUGGUUGUUCGUUCACUUUAAUAAACCAACGCUUCUUGUUUCUCUUUAAUGUAUCCGUCUGGGCUUUUCCGAACCGGCAUCGAACUUAAAUCUUAUUCCAGCUGCUGCCUCGAAUAAAACCCAGCAACCGGAAGUCGAAGCGUUCCCGCGCAAAUGAUCCUGAGGAAGAGGAAGGUGGACAGAGAUGAGUGAGAGCGGGACUCAGCUGUUUGCCCGUCUGGAGGCCCGGCGCUGCCUGAAGGACGUUGAGCCUCGGCUGUUUGCCGGUGAUGGAGGACCUGACCGUGGGGAGGUGGUGGAGGUGUACGGUCCGGAGGGGACAGGUGAGGUUUCAUUGGGUCCACGGGUGCCGUGUCCUGACCCACUUGAGCCCUUUUGUUCUGGUGUCUCCAGGAAAGACGGAGCUGCUCUACCACCUGCUGUGUCGCUGCGUCCUGCCAGAGACAGCUGGCGGUCUGGAGGUGGACGUCGUCUUUGUGGACACACUCUACAGUCUGGACAUGUUCCGGCUGGCCAGUGUUCUGGACAGUCGACUGAACGUGAUUCUGCCGGGUCUGAUGAUGCGGUUCUGCGCUCGUGUCUGUCUCGCCUCCUGGUGGUCCGCUGCUCCUGUUCUUCCCAGCUCCUCCUCACCCUUCACUUCCUGGAGACCACCUUGUCUUCUCGACCCAGAGCAGCGCUCCUUCUCAUUGACAGCAUCUCGGCGUUCUAUUGGUCGGAUCGCAGUGAGGGCGGAGCCAGCGUUGCCAAGCAGGAGGAGAAGCUCAGCAGGUGUUCGGAGCUGCUGGGUCGACUGCUCAGGGACUUCAGAAUCACCAUCUUUGCAACCUGCCACCCCAUCAGGAGAGGUUCCAAUGGACCACAAUCCUCCUCAGAGGCAGACCGGUCCCACCUCUGCCGUGCCUGGCAGCGUCUGGUGACCCAUCGGCUGGUUUGCUCCAGACAGGAAGCUGAACAUAACCCAGCAAAUGGAGACGAAGGGAGCGGAGAGCAGAGGAACUGGCAGGUCUUCACCGUCCACUGCUCCUCCUGGACCGGCACCAAGGCUUCCAGGGUCAGCUCCUUCAGAGUGACGGAUGGUGGCGUGGAGUUCAUCUGGACCCCCAGACCUCCUCCUGCUCUUUAAAGACUCACUGUUGAUGUUUGUAACUUCAUUAUGAUGACAUGUUGGGAUUUAAUAAAACCAGAGAUGGAUCGGAAUCUG